Messenger RNA from Corythoichthys intestinalis (scribbled pipefish), 4938 nucleotides. RefSeq names its product pleckstrin homology domain containing, family G (with RhoGef domain) member 5b (gene plekhg5b). The record is from RefSeq and is a predicted model, not a curated record. Lineage: Eukaryota; Metazoa; Chordata; Actinopteri; Syngnathiformes; Syngnathidae. Bases 856 to 3939 code for a protein of 1027 amino acids. Gene Ontology annotation, biological process: Rho protein signal transduction; endothelial cell migration. Gene Ontology annotation, molecular function: guanyl-nucleotide exchange factor activity. Gene Ontology annotation, cellular component: axon; endocytic vesicle; plasma membrane. The transcript has 20 exons.
UGUGCUGUUUCAACCGUGCUGUAGUAAAACCAAAUAGAAACCAGGAAUUGCCUGAAAUGAUUAGACUGCCUCAUAGGGAGGAAGGCUGUUGCCUCACCAAAUAUGGUUCCUUGUGCAAUACAAAGUGAUAAAAGCAAAAAUGAAAGGCCUCCUGUUAUAAUAGUUUUGAUUUUGAUUGUGCAAUUCACUUUUCAGAUUUUGGGCCAGAUGAUCAUUCUUGUAGCACUCUUGUAUAGUUUAGUUAAGUAGUAAAUACUUGUUUCAGUUCAGAGUUCUGUCCAAACCUCAUUUUAUACCAUUCAGACUUCUUAUUUGACAACUAGAAAGACACAUUUGUCCGCUUCGUAUGGCAAAGACUGAGCUGUUUUCAUGUGAAAAAAGGUGAUAUCAGAAUUAACUCUUCAAGGUUUGAAGUGAAACUCCAAACAAAGACAGCAACAUUUGCCAGUAAAGUUGGUCUUUUAAGUUGGAACUGAAAUGACUAUGCAAUAAUGUGUUAGGGCGCAAUAUGUGAGUUUUUUUGUGAGUCAGCUUGGAUGUGUUUGACCUUGUGGGGGUGUGAAUGCGAAGGUGGGCGGUGCCUAUGACUUUCUGCCUGUGUAUUAGCAUGUGUGACUACCAGACUGGUGUCAUAAACAAAGUGAACACAUCCACUGUCAUAAUUUGUGGACCAGGAAUAUCAUACAAGCCGGAACGUGACUUAUCGCAGCCUCAAACGCAGAAGAGCACAUUUGAAUCAGGUUGGAUCUGGAACUUUGACCUUCCCUGCUGCAUUCUUUUGGACCUUGUCGAUAUUGAUCAAUUCUUCCGCUGAAAUUUUGAACGCUUGUUUUUUCUGGGAAGUUGCCAUUUUCCAUGGUUUGCCAUCACCCUGACUGCCAAGGCCCGAAUAGCAACAGCCCCCUUCACCUGUGUGAGUCAUGUGACUCACGCUGCCACUCAGAGAAGAACGACAAUAUGCACUUUGAUCGGCACCCCCGAUUUGACUUACAACCUCAAGCUUCCAUCCUGGCCCGGAACGUGUCUACUCGAUCCUGCCCCCCUCGUACCAGCGGCCCCUCUGACCUGGAAGAAGAGGAUGAAGGGAGCUGUGACCGCGGGGAGAGGAAAGCUGGGGGAAUGAAGCUGGUAAAGAAGAAGCCAAGGAGGAGACACACUGAUGACCCCAGCAAAGAGUGCUUCAGUCUCAAGUUUGACCUCAAUGUGGACAUCAACACUGAAAUAGUACCUGCUAUGAAAAAGAAAACCUUGAGAGAGGUUCUAGGUCCAGUGUUUGAGAGGAAUGGUAUCGAACUAUCACGUGUCGACUUGUUCCUUGAUCAGUCCAACACACCACUGUCUCUUAACUUUGAGGCCUAUCGAUUUGGCGGACACUACCUCAAAGUCAAAGCACGGCCUGGCGACGAGCUAAAAGUGGAGCAGGGGGUAAAGGACAUGAGGUCACUGAGCCUGCCCAACAUGAAGCCCACCGAGAGUCAGACCCCCUACAUACUCACGCCAGCAACCGGGAGGGUGGAGCACGGAUCUCUGGGACGUCGCGAGGGUGCAGAUCCAUUGGGUCAAUCUCGGCGGAGGAAGAACAUGACAGAGUUUUUAGGGGAGACGAACAUUCCCACACCGGAUACGCUUGGGCAGUUGGGUGGCUCGCUUCCCAGCGUGGGCUCCGGUCCUGACAGCUGGAAAAACCGAGCUGCCGGCCGCUUCAGUGGCCUCUUCAGUUCCAAUGCUGCGACGGCAUCCUUCGGCAAGGAAGUGGACCGACUGGAGCAGCUCCAGAGCAAGCUGCACUCAUAUACGUCGUUCGGGCUGCCCAAGAUUCCUCGUCAGCUCUCCUUCCACCAGGACUCCUGGGAGGAGGAGGAUGAGCAGGAGCCCGACCUGGUACUGGAGGACAGCUGGCAGAUGUUGCUGGACAAUGCUGAGACUUUGACAAGGAGACAGUUCCACCAACAGGAAGCUAUAUGGGAGCUGUUACACACUGAAGCCACCUACAUUAAAAAACUACGAGUCAUCACUGACCUCUUCCUGUGCGGCCUACUCAACCUGCAAGAGAGCGGCCUGCUGACCGAAGUGGAACCCACACGUCUCUUCAGCAACAUCCAGGAGAUUGUACGUCUGCACACGUCACUCUGGAACCAGGUCAUGCACCCACUGUUAGACAAGGCCAGGCAGGCCCGGGCAUUGCUUGACCCCACUGACCUCCAGCAUGGAUUCAUGACGUUCGCCUCCAGAUUCAAGCCGUACAUCUCUUACUGCAUGGAGGAGGAAAGCUGCAUGGAGAACAUGCGAGCACUUCUCAGGGACAAUGAGCUCUUUAAGACAUAUGUCACCUGGGGUGAGAUGCACAAACAGUGCAACCGUCUAAAAUUGGCAGACAUGUUGGCAAAGCCUCACCAGCGGCUGACCAAAUACCCCCUCCUGCUGAAGAGCGUGCUGAAGAAGACAGAUGAUUCAGCUACGCGUGAUGUCAUUAGCAGUAUGGUGGUCUCGGUGGAGGGGUUCAUCGACAGUAUCAAUUCACACAUGCGCCAGCGUCAGGAGCAGCAAAAGUUGGCUACCAUUUCUGCCCGCAUCGAAUCCUACGAGGCAGUAGAGGGCAGUAGCCAGGAGGUAGAGAAGAUCCUCAAAGAGUACAACCACUUCGACCUUAUGGCUCCCAUGAAAGGAACAUCUGCCGAGGAGACGCGACAGCUCCACCUUGAAGGCGCUCUGAGAAUGAAGGAGGGCAAAGACAGUCGGAUGGAUGUGUACUGCUUCCUCUUCACUGAUCUGCUGCUCAUUACCAAGCCGGUGAAGAGAGUGGAGAAGGUCAAAAUCAUCCGGCAGCCUCUCCUAAUCCACAACAUUGUCUGCAAGGAGCUGAAAGACACAGGCUCCUUCAUCCUCAUCUACCUCAAUGAGUUCAGGAGCGCUGUGGCUGCCUACACUUUCCAAGCCAACAGCGCCUCCCAGGGGCGAAGCUGGAUCGAGUCAAUCUGCAACGUCCAGAACCAAUUCCAAAGGCUCCACACCGAGGAAGUGAUCCGACUACAAACUUCUCUCACGAGUUGCACGGUGGGUGAAGAAGAGCAGGAUGAGGAAGAGGAGGAUGAGAGCAGCAACUCAACUGCAAGUUCGCCAUGUCUGAGACACAAAGAUCAGCAUGAUUUAAGUCAAUCGGACGGUUCCACUGAGACGUUGUCAGUCAUGGAAGUCGAGGUGCCGGCCGAGUCUCAAGCGGCUUCCGAUGCCAGCCUUGGUCCGGUGGCUGACACCGACACUGCUUCUGACGUGUCCGCCCUGUCAGAAGUCGAACGCCCCGCGAGUCUCCAUAGGACCUCCUCCAGCGAGGAGCUAGACCCUCAGUAUCGCUCUCUCUCCAUGGACAGCGCCUACGGUACACUCUCCCCAGUGUCACUCCUCAGAGAACUUCAGCCCCCGCAAAGCGAAGAAGAGUGCACUGAGGAGGAAGACGAGGAGGAAGAUUCUGCCUCACUUGGCUCACAGUUGUCAGUGGUCCAGCCGUGCAAACCUCGACGAUGGGCUCAUGUGCAGCCUAGGCUCCACUGCCUCCAGAAGCAGUCUCCUCUGGCCUUAUCGCGCUCCGAGGACAACCUCCUGCAGCGUCUGUACGCCAAAAGUCAGCCCUCACACAACCCGACUAGACCAGAGGCAUCCCCGCUAGCGCACAGCAAGAGCAUGUCAGAACUCGGGAGCAACGGCGCAGACUUCUUAUCCGUCAACCUCCGCCAAGAUGUCCUCGACGAGCUCUGUCCCCGCGUCUCUGACGGGGCUGCGAAAAGGGAGUCCGAACCGACGGCAGGGGGUGAUCUGAGAGAAAUGUCGCCUAGUGCGAGGACGUCCCCGGCACAGCAGCACAAGAAACUGACGCUAGCGCAGCUUUAUCGAAUACGUACCACUCUGGUCCUCAACUCUACGCUCACUGCAUCAGAGGUGUAACCAUCAACUUGUCUUUCUUGCGGGAGACACCACUGCACUCUUCUACGCUGUCUCUUUCUCAAUAUCUCGACGCCGCUCCCGCUCGCUAUGCCGAAGCGGCGGCCGAGUGACUGUUUCACUGCUUGCACUUUGCGGAGGACGUAGCAACCACAGGAGGGCGCAACUCAGACAAGGGUGGGCCCCAUCCUCUUGAACAAGAAGACCCAGAGUGGAUGUUUUUGUGACUUUUUGAUUUGGUUCGACGAGAGGAAAGAUAAUUGCACAUUUUCUUUAGGAAAAAAAGAAAAAUCACUAAGGAGUGAAACUACAUUUACCGUUCAAUGUUUAUGUUUGAAUGAUCAAGGACCAAAAGUGUGACCAAAGAUGAGUCCAUCAGGUUUUUCCUCCUAGCUGCGGGCAUUUUUGUUUCUAUUUUUGACUGAUUUUGUUAGGGCUUUCCUGCGCUGCACUAUAUCAAAACACACAUGACAGUCACUUGACCGUGUCCUUUCUUGCUGGUCAUGUUUUUGGUUUUGUAGCGAGACUGAACAAAUUUGUUUGGAGGAGGGUGUUGAAUAUUCAAAGUGUGACACAACACUUCAACACUUAGUUUUCCUAACUAAAUGGCUUUUGGCUGUUUACAUUUUUGUUUUGUUAAUGUCUCAUAUUUAUUUUGUACAAAGGAGUAUAAAGGUCCCACUGAAGAAAAAACUAAUAUGCUGUACUCCAAGAGUGAAGACAAGAUUAAAGUUGUAAUACUAUGAGGAGAAAAGUAAAAAUAUCCAGGGAAUGAAGUUGUAAUAUAAAAGAAAAAAAGUAUAUCAUAAUGGAAAUAAUGAAACAGUUAUGAAGACAUGGUAUUCAUGUCACAAGAAAAUAUUUGCAAAAUUAGAUUACAGAAAAGUCACAUUUUUCUCAUAUUAUUACAAUAUUUUUCCAGGAUGGUCUUAAUACUCCUUUGUUAAUUUUCUGCUAUGUUGUGUGUGUAUAAAUAUAAAUAAGAUAUUGUUGUGCUUCCAA